AGAGUACAAAAGCAGCACAGGUUAAAUGCAGUAGCAGGUGCAAGUUUGCCUUAGAGACAGAGGUUACACAGCAGAGGGGAGCACUUACAGUUACAUACACUCACACUGCGGAUUGUCUUGGAGCGUCAUUCCUGUGUUUCCUUUUGUGGCCCUUGCUGUAAUCAGUGUCCCUAUGUCGUCACUGUGCCUCAGCAGUGUCCUGACUCGCGCUAACCUCACCAUGUAUCAGACUGGUAUCCCUGAUGUUGUUCCCCAGCAGCCCAGUGUGCUUCCCAGCAUCAACACCCUGCAGAUCAGCACUCCAGUAUACAGCUCCAACAUGAGCAGUCAGUGGUACAGGCACAUUAACCCUCACUACUGGACAGCAGAACACGUCCUGGAGUGGAUCAGCGACCAUGUAGAGAGCACCAAGUUUGAUGCGAGCACCCUGAGUCUGGCAUACUGCACCAUGGAUGGCCCCGCCCUCUGCCAGAUGAGCCGGGACCAGAUGAUCGGGGUGUUCGGCUCGCAGCUCGGCCCACACCUCCACCAGAGCCUGCAAGAACACAAGACUAAAUAUGAGCUGCAGAGCCUUUCAGUUCCAGAGCUGGAUGAAACCUGCCAGCUCCUGGACAGUUUCCUGGACAACCUAAACUUCCCCUUGCUCAGCACCAUUAGAAUUGGCCAGUCUGAAGAAGCAGUCAGCAAGAGUGAGUUUGACUACAGGGACGAUUAUGAUCUGACCAGUCUGACCAUGGGAGACACUGAGUACCUGUCUGAUAAUCAGUCUGACAGCGAGUACAGCUCCUCCUCCAACAGUGGCAUGUUUGGCUUCCCAAACCUCGACUCACCCGAGUCUGGCAGUGGUGAAUCCGACCCGGAGUUCUCCUACCCUCCAAUAUCAAAGGUGAACAUAAAAACAGAGAAAGGAGAGUCCCGACUGAAGCGACCACGGGGGCGACCUCCCAAACUCAGCAGAGAACACAGCAGCAGCAUUUAUGACAGUUCAAAGAAAAACAAACACGCACCUCGUGGCACUCACCUAUGGGAGUUCAUCAGGGAUAUUCUGAUCCACCCAGAGAAAAACCAGGGCCUGAUGAAGUGGGAGGACCGCCGUGAAGGUGUCUUUAAGUUUCUCAAGUCCGAGGCUGUGGCUCAGAUGUGGGGCCAGAAGAAGAAGAACAGCAGCAUGACAUAUGAGAAACUCAGCCGGGCUAUGAGGUAUUACUAUAAGAGGGAGAUCUUGGAGCGAGUCGAUGGCCGGAGGCUCGUUUACAAAUUUGGAAAGAACUCAAGCGGCUGGAAGAUUGAAGAGAUGAGUAUGGGUAUAUAGGUAUCAGUCACAGAGGGGGUAGAAACUAAAAAGCCAAUCAGAGCAGUUGUUCAGGAACUAGAAAUACCUGUGUGGCAAGUCUGAAAAACCUCUUGCUGUCUCAGAUGUUUAAGACACUAACUUCCUCUUAGCAGGAAGGUGUUGCAGAAAAUGUAAGCCAGUGUUUUUGGCUCUAGUAGGUUUUAUGAACCAAUAUUAUUGUUGUACCUGUUUUGUGUUUUUGAUCACUACAGAAACUUUACUAUGUGCAUAGUUAUCAAAAUGGACAUUGUUUUGGUUGUGAGCACCUAGCGUAAACCCUUUACAGUUGUACAGAAUUUAGUCUGGCGUUUGUAUUGAAGUUUCUUUACUAAUUUGUCACCACGGCAUUUGUUUUGGUAUACGGGCAUUUAUGACUGUAUUGUGGUACUGGAAAUUCGAUAUUCUUUUUUUCUCUACUUUCGUAUUGCUGUCUUGUUAUUCGAAAAGGGUAAAACAUUUACCAUGUGUUUUUCAUGUGAAUAUUAAAUAAGUUGUGGAUCUGAAUACAGGUUUUGAAAAGUCUUCCACUGUUAAACUCUGCAGGACAAAGACAGAACAGAUUAAUGUAGGUGAUGCUACUUUGCAUUAACACAGUAACAAUGUGCACUACAUGUUUAUCGGUAUCACUUAUUAUAAAGUGUGUUUACACAAUGUUUGAGUAAAAAGUAGUAACUAUAUCACAGUCACGUAUCCUAUGUAUGAUCAUCACAUGUAAAAACAGUUUCUAUGAAUCAGUCAGAAAUCAGUUGCACGUGUGAUUGUUUUAAAUGUACACUGUAUGUCUUUUGAAUAAAUCUUGUAUCAUGUA
Messenger RNA from Dicentrarchus labrax (European seabass), 2141 nucleotides. It is a transcript of the gene elf3, whose product is annotated as E74-like factor 3 (ets domain transcription factor, epithelial-specific). Lineage: Eukaryota; Metazoa; Chordata; Actinopteri; Moronidae. The record is from RefSeq and is a predicted model, not a curated record. Gene Ontology annotation, cellular component: nucleus. The transcript is spliced from 9 exons. The coding region runs from base 173 to 1312 and encodes 379 amino acids. Gene Ontology annotation, biological process: cell differentiation; regulation of transcription by RNA polymerase II. Gene Ontology annotation, molecular function: sequence-specific DNA binding; DNA-binding transcription factor activity, RNA polymerase II-specific.